ACUUCCCCUCCCCCCAACGGCUAAAUUAGCCGUUACACUUUAAUAAAAAAUUAAUUAUUUUUUUUAUAAAUUUCGAUCUCAGCCCUUCAAUCAGCUUCACAUCUCUCCUUUCUUUAAUCUCCAAUAAUUCUCAAUAUAAUCUUCUUCACAUCUUUCAUUCCUUCAACUUGUUUUAACAUGAAACCCUCCGGCUCCGGCUUUUCCCCUGACGAUCUCGAGCCUAACGAGCACGCCAUGUGGAUCUUCCAACAAUACAGGAGUAAUCCAACGUUAUUCAAGACGCAACCAUUGGCGUACGUCUAUGAGCGGGAGUCGGUUCUGGAGACUCAACCGGAACCAUCCGGCACAAAAAAAUGCAUGACAGAAAAGCCACAAAGUGAAAGGCACUCAAGCGAUGACCGAGCCGGCACAGGCAAUCCAAAAGUGGACGUCGGGGGAAGAGUGCUUGUUGGUUCGGAGCAAACGAAAGAUGCGAUGUGAGAUCGUAUCGAGGAGAAGUUCUUUACGGCGAUGAACAAGGACGCCUCGUACUGUACUCAGGACCUACUCACUUCCAAAUGGGCCACAUCAACCGUAAAGUCCGAAAGUUUAUCAGAGUUUACGAGGAAUGUGCUCGGUCACGAAGGAGCGGGACGAACGACGCCAAUGUUCUCCGACUCUCCACGGCCCGAUAUCAAGACGAAGGGCACCAAGGCAAGGUGCUCAUCAAUCUUUGGAGAAUUUUAAGGCGUUCACCAAAAUGGCAACAACUCCACAAUUCCGACACCUGAUCCUCAAAGAAAAGUUCCUCCGUCGAUGCCAAGGUUGAGGUCGAUGACAUUAUCGGUUCCUCCAAACAAAGGCCUCCCUUCAACAUUAACAAUUUCGAUGAUGAGGACCCUAUUCCACGGCCGAUCGGAAGAAAGAAGGCAAAAUUCAUUGCCUCGUGUUCUGAAGGGUCUGGCUCUAUUUCUGUUUUUUCUCACAAUGAUAUCGAUCGGGCAAUGGUUGAACAACUUGAGAUGUUCAAUAUUCAAGAAGAAGAGAGGGCGAGAAGGAAGAGAUCCAAAUAAUGAAAACUUACCUUGAUA
This is a messenger RNA of Cuscuta campestris, 1070 nucleotides long. Lineage: Eukaryota; Viridiplantae; Streptophyta; Magnoliopsida; Solanales; Convolvulaceae. The record is from the annotation of a GenBank genome assembly.